Molecule: messenger RNA, 744 nt
Organism: Aricia agestis (brown argus)
Lineage: Eukaryota; Metazoa; Arthropoda; Insecta; Lepidoptera; Lycaenidae
Exons: 4
Coding region: 189-668 (159 amino acids)
Source: RefSeq, a predicted model, not a curated record
AAAGUCGUUCAAUAUUGCUUGCUCAUUUUGCAUAAGCCCUUUAAAAUUAUUAGGGAAAAUAUUGUUUUCUUGGAAAACAAUUGGUAUAAAAGGACAGUUUUUCUCCGAUACAAGCAGUUCAGAGGAGCCUUCUACAGAAGCAGCAGCACUAUAAUAUUCCUAACAUCUGAAAAUCUCUGAACUCUAAGAUGCACGUGGUGAUCCAACUGCUGGUGCUGGGGUGUGCGUGCGCGGCGCACUACACCGGCUUCGACUCCCGAGACCUCAUCAUCAGGGAGGAGCCGGCGGACGAGGACGGAACCCUGGUGGAAUGUCCGGUGUGUGAGAACGUCUUGAGCUUCUUACCCAGCCACGAGGAAUGCCCAAUCAUUCGCGGGAAUAAGAAGUAUAAAAAGUGUCUCAAAGGCACUUACAUCAACGAAGUUUGCGGGAACCGCUUGGACUGCUACAGGGGACCUCGCGAGCAGUGCACCGAAAAUAUGAACUUCGAUGCGUACGGACAGAAGUGCGCCCACGGCUACUACUGCGACAACACUUUCCACGUGUGCACCGGCUCAGACUUCGCCAUCGAGAGCAAAUACCACUGGCUCAUCCAUCCCGGCUACCGCUUCCCCCUCAACUCCAUCAAUCACGACCGACCUGAAAUGAAAUCUAUGAUUCUGGCUUAAUUUUUCUCAAUAAUUACGCCUUCACGCAUGGAUGAAUGUAAACAAAUAUAAAAAAAUAAAUAACAAUAGAGCGUGA